AUGUCGCUAGCCAGAUCCGCAGCCAACAAGCUAGACUGGGCCAAGGUGAUUGCGUCGCUCAAGCUGACGGGCAAGACCGCGGCGCAGCUGACGCAGUUCAAGAAGCGCAACGACGAGGCGCGCAGACGGCUCUUCGAGCUGGAGUCGCAGCCGGCGGAGGUAGACUUCGCGCACUACCGCGCGGUACUCAAGAACACCGCGGUGGUGGACCAGAUCGAGGCGUCGUGCCGCGCAUACCGCCCCGUUACGGUGGACGUGUCGAAGCAGAUUUCCAGCCUCGAGGCGUUUGAGGCGCAGGCCGUGCGGGACGCGCAGGAGACCGAGGCGGUGGUGGGCCGCGAGCUGAAGGCAUUGAAGGAGACGCUAGCCAACAUCGAGGCCGCGCGUCCGUUCGACGAGCUGACCGUGGACGAGCUUGCUGCCGCGCGCCCCGAGAUCGACACCAAGGUCGCGGAGAUGGUCAAGCGCGGGAAGUGGGAGGUGCCGGGCUACAAGGAGAAGUUCGGCGACCUCACAGUCAUGUAA
Eremothecium gossypii ATCC 10895 is the source of this 525-nucleotide messenger RNA. RefSeq names its product F1F0 ATP synthase subunit d (gene ATP7). Lineage: Eukaryota; Fungi; Ascomycota; Saccharomycetes; Saccharomycetales; Saccharomycetaceae. Gene Ontology annotation, molecular function: proton transmembrane transporter activity. The coding region runs from base 1 to 525 and encodes 174 amino acids. The transcript has a single exon. Gene Ontology annotation, biological process: proton motive force-driven ATP synthesis. The record is from RefSeq and is marked provisional.